Messenger RNA from Betta splendens (Siamese fighting fish), 15655 nucleotides. It is a transcript of the gene mycbp2, whose product is annotated as MYC binding protein 2. The record is from RefSeq and is a predicted model, not a curated record. NCBI's taxonomy places the organism in Eukaryota, Metazoa, Chordata, Actinopteri, Anabantiformes, Osphronemidae. The coding region runs from base 598 to 14997 and encodes 4799 amino acids. The transcript is spliced from 85 exons. Gene Ontology annotation, cellular component: nucleus.
GCGUGUUGUGCUUUCUGCCGUCUCUUGUCUUGUCAUCGACCUGUAUUCGAAGCGAAUCGCAGCUAGACGGCCGGGCACAGGGGAGGUGGUCGCCGGCGCGGAGCAACGAUAGCACGGCUCGGCUCGGCUCGGCUCGCUCGUGAAAAUAUCCCGGCAUGCCAGCGACGCAGCGCUCCGCCGGGGAGGGAGGGAUGAUGGAGCUAAGAUGGCAGCCCAACUGAGGGUGCUGCCGCUCCGGGGUCAAGACGCACAGGGACGAAUCGAAGCCCACACUCGACACGGCGGCGUUCGGAAAUAAGCGCUGUUUCUGCCGUUCUGCGAGGGGACCGGCGAUGGCCUGAGAGGACGUGUUUUCAGGGGGCGACCACCGUGCUGACGCUGUGGCCGGAUCGGGAGACUGUAGCGCCACCACAGAGCCUGCAAUUUGCGCUUAUAAUAACCGGGGACCGUGGAUAGUAAUCGUGGUAUUACUGCAACUCGGAAGGGACAUCUCGGGUGAAAUGUGGCGGAUUUAAUGACAGCUGCCUCGCGUCUGAUGGCUGGAUAUCAUCCAGCUGUGGUGUCUUUUGUGUGAUAUAUGCAUUGUUCUCCAAAACGAUGAUGUGUGCUGCUGCGGCAGCGGCUGCCGGUGGAGGGAUUCUGCCCUCCUCAUCGCCGUCGAUGGGGCUGGGUGUCAGGGUCAUUUCUGGAGCAGGAGCCGAUCUCUCCAACGUCGGUUCGGGCAUGGGUCCAUGUCCGACACCCGGAGCCCAGUCGGACUGUCGGACUCGGUACCAGCUUUUACUCUCAGGGCGAGCGCUGGCGGAAAGAUACAGGCGGAUUUAUACAACCGCUAUCAACGAUAAAGAGCAGGGGAUAAAUCAAGGAAGGGGGAAGAAAGCUUUGAGCAAGAAAAAGCUGAAAAGACGACAGAAGAUCAAAUCAAAAGUCAAGUCAAGAACAAAGGCUGAGAGUCUAGAUGGAGCUCUCUGCGUGCCGGACAUCAAGCUGCACAGCAACCCGUCUGCAUUCAACGUCUACUGCAAUGUGCGACACUGCGUCCUGGACUGGCAGCAGAGGGAGGCCUCCCUAGCGCUGGCCUCCAGGAGCUCUGUGCAGAGCGGCGACUCCGACAGCGAGGAGGAGGAGGAGUACCGCGAGCCAGCCGUGAAGCUGCCAAAGAUCAUCGGCAUUGGUCUGUGUGGUGUGUUCGAGCUGAUAAAAGAGACGCGGUUCUCUCACCCAACGUUGUGCCUGCGUAGCCUGCAGGCCUUGCUGGACAUGCUGCAGGGACAACAGCCGGAGGGUUUCCAGACCGAGCCUCCUGAUGUGCUAGAAUCUCUCUUCCAGUUGUUGUUGGAGACCACAGUCAGGAGCACGGGGCCCAACGACCCGACAGGCCAGGCCAUCACUGCCCUGUCAUGUGCCUGUCUCUUUAGCCUGGUGGUCGCCUGGGGAGACACUGGCAAAAUCCUACAGGCCGUUUCUGCUAUCCUCACCAACAACGGCAGCCAUGCCUGCCAGACCAUACAGGUGCCCACCAUCCUGAAUGCGUUGCAGAGGAGUGUCCAGGCUGUGCUGGUGGGAAAGAUUCAAAUUCAGGAUUGGUUUGGAAAUGGCAUAAAGCGUGCAGCCCUGAUGAACAAGUGGGUCCUGAAGGAGGUGUCCAUUGAUGAAGAUGAGCGCUGCCUUCUACAGACGGAUGGCUCCUUCCUAUACUUGCUUUGUAAGGACGGACUUUACAAAGUAGGCUCUGGAUACAGUGGCACCGUUAGGGGCCAUGUAUACAACUCCACAUCUCGAAUCAGGAAUCGAAAGGAGAAGAGAUCAUGGUUGGGCUUUGCUCAGGGCUACUUGUUAUAUCGAGACACAAGCAACCACAGCAUGUCUGCCAUCAAGAUCAAUCCUGAGACCCUGGAGCACGAAGGGACUGUCACCAUGCCAGGUCAACACUCAGACGGACAAAACAUCAUCUUCACUGAUGGGGAGUACAUCAAUCAGAUUGCAGCCUGCAAAGAUGAUGGUUUUGUGGUGCGGAUCUAUACUAUGAGUUUGGACCCAGCCCUGCAGCAGGAACUGCAGCUGAAGCUGGCAAGGAAAUGUCUUCAUGCCUGCGGCAUCUCUCUCUUUGACCUCGAGAAGGAUCUGCACAUCAUCAGCACAGGCUUUGAUGAAGAGGCAGCAUUGCUUGGAGCAGGCAGGGAGUUUGCUCUAAUGAAAACCGCCUCAGGAAAGAUCUACUACACAGGAAAAUACCAGAGCCUGGGUAUAAAGCAGGGAGGGCCAUCAGCAGGAAAAUGGGUGGAACUGCCCGUCACUAAAUCUCCUAAGAUUGUUCAGUUUUCCGUCGGCCAUGAUGGUUCUCAUGCCCUGCUAGUAGCUGAAGAUGGAAGUGUGUUCUUCACAGGCUCUGCCAGCAAGGGAGAGGAUGGCGAGUCUACUAAAAGUCGCAGGCAGCCCAAACCAUACAAGCCCAAAAAGAUGAUCAAAGUGGAGACCAAGACAGCAGUGUACACAGCAUGCAACAAUGGCAGCAGUAGCAUUGUCACCAAGGAUGGGGAGCUCUACAUGUUUGGCAAAGAUGCAAUUUACAGUGACAGCACAUGCCAGGUUACAGACCUUAAAGGUCACUUUGUAACUCAGGUCGCCAUGGGAAAGGCCCACACAUGUGUUCUGACAAAAAGUGGGGAGGUGUGGACAUUUGGGGUGAAUAACAAAGGCCAGUGUGGCAGAGACACUGGAGCAAUGAGUCAGACAGGGAAGGCGUUUGGCGUGGAGAGCAUGGCCACAGCAAUGGAUGAAGACCUGGAGGACGAGCUGGAGGAAAAGGAAGAGAAGAGUAUGAUGUGCCAGCCGGGCAUGCAUAAAUGGAAGCUGGACCAGUGCAUGGUGUGCACAGUGUGUGGGGACUGCACAGGUUAUGGUGCAAGCUGUGUCAGCAGUGGGAGACCAGACAGAGUACCAGGAGGUAUCUGUGGCUGUGGGUCUGGAGAGUCUGGGUGUUCAGCAUGUGGCUGUUGCAAGGCCUGUGCUAGAGAGCUUGAUGGCCAGGAGGCCAGGCAAAGAGGCAUUUUUGAUGCGGUGAAGGAGAUGAUUCCGCUGGACCUGCUUUUAGCUGUACCUGUCCCUCCCCCUCCAGGAGUGAACAUCGAGGAGCACAUUCAGAUUCGUCAGGAGGAGAAACGGCAGAGGAUCAAUCGUCGGCACAGACUGGAAGAAGGCCGAGGCCCCCUUGUUUUUCCUGGUCCCAUUUUUAUGAACCAGCGUGAGCAGGCCCUAGCCAGAAUAAGACCCCUUCAGGCACUAAGGCAUAAACGGGACAAGCACAAAGAUGGGAGCAGUGAGCGCGGAGAGAAGGACGCCAGCAAAAUCACCACCUACCCCCCAGGAGCAGUGAGAUUUGACUGUGAGCUGCGUGCUGUGCAGGUCAGCUGUGGAUUUCACCAUUCAGUGGUGUUGAUGGAAAAUGGAGACGUCUAUACAUUUGGUUAUGGCCAACACGGACAGCUUGGACAUGGGGAUGUCAACUCCAGGGGUUCUCCAUCACUGGUGCAGGCCCUUCCAGGCCCAAGUGUCCAGGUGACAGCAGGCAGUAACCACACAGCUGUUCUUCUCAUUGAUGGGCAGGUCUUUACAUUUGGCAGUUUCUCGAAAGGGCAGCUGGGACGGCCCAUCCUUGACAUGCCCUACUGGAAUGCUAAGCCAUCUCCCAUGCCCAACAUUGGUGCCAAAUAUGGACGAAAGGCUACGUGGAUUGGAGCCAGCGGUGACCAGACGUUCCUGCGGAUCGAUGAGGCUCUUAUCAAUUCCCAUGUUCUAGCUACUUCAGAGAUCUUUGCCAGCAAGCACAUUAUUGGCCUUGUACCCUCCUCCAUUUCUGAGCCGCCUCCGUUUAAAUGCCUGCUCAUCAACAAAAUGGACGGAAGCUGCAGAACCUUUAGUGACUCUGAGCAGGAAGACCUGCAGGGGUUUGGCCUCUGCCUAGACCCUGUGUAUGAUGUUAUAUGGAGGUUUUUGCCAGCUUCAAGAGAGAUGUGGUGCUACAAUGCAGUGAUAGCCGAUGCUCGAAUGCCCUCUGCCACAGAUCUACAGUCUCGCUGUAGCAUCCUGAGUCCAGAACUUGCGUUGCCCUCAGGUUCACAUGCUACAACCACUCGUUCUCACGGAGCGCUCCACAUCCUGGGUUGCCUGGAUACACUGGCAGCCAUGCAGGAGCUGAAGAUGGGGGUAGCCAGUGCAGAGGAAGAGACCCAGGCUGUAAUGAAGGUCUACUCCAAAGAGGACUACAAUGUGGUGAACCGCUUUGAGAGUCAUGGUGGAGGAUGGGGAUACUCAGCCCACUCCGUGGAGGCCAUUCGCUUCUGUGCCGACGCAGACAUCCUGCUGGGCGGACUUGGCCUGUUUGGAGGACGAGGAGAGUACACCGCCAAGAUCAAGCUUUUUGAGCUGGGACCUGAUGGAGGCGACCAUGAGACAGACGGCGAUCUGCUGGCUGAGACUGACGUACUGGCAUACGACUGUGCUGCCAGGGAGAAAUAUGCCAUGAUGUUUGAUGAACCGGUGCUGCUGCAGCUGGGCUGGUGGUAUGUGGCAUGGGCCAGAGUGUCUGGUCCCAGCAGUGACUGUGGCUCCCAUGGACAGGCCACCAUCACCACCGAUGACGGCGUUGUCUUUCAGUUUAAAAGCUCUAAGAAGUCAAACAAUGGUACAGAUGUUAAUGCUGGUCAAAUACCUCAGCUACUUUACAGGCUGCCUUCAAAUGAUGGCAAUGCAUCUAAAGGAAAGCAGCAGACCAGUGAACCGGUCCAUAUCCUUAAGCGCUCGUUUGCUCGGACUGUCUCUGUGGAGUGCUUUGAGUCUCUGCUGAGCAUCCUUCACUGGAGCUGGACCACCUUGGUGUUGGGUGUGGAGGAGCUGCGUGGGCUGAAGGGCUUCCAGUACACAGCCACCCUGCUGGACCUGGAGAGACUGCGCUUCGUUGGCACAUGCUGCCUCCGUCUUCUUAGGGUCUACAUCUGUGAGAUCUUCCCUAUUGCCGCCAGCACCAAAGCUGUAGUGGAGGAGUCAAGCAAGCUGGCAGAGUGUGUGGGAAAGACACGCAGCUUGCUGAAGAAGAUCCUGUCAGAAGGGAUGGACAACUGCCUGACCAAGCUGGACAAUGACCCUCAGGGCUACUUGUCUCAGCCUCUCACUCUGCUUGAAGCUGUGUUGCAGGAGUGCCACAACACCUUCACCGCCUGCUUCCACUCCUUCUACCCAACGCCGGCUCUGCAGUGGGCCUGCCUCUGUGACCUGCUCAAUUGCUUAGACCAGGACAUUGCUGAAGCCAACUUUCGCACAUCCAGCAGCCGCCUGCUCGCUGCUGUAAUGUCAGCUUUAUGCAACACCUCAGUGAAGCUGACGUCCAUCUUGCCCAUUGCAUAUGAUGGGGAGGUGCUGCUGAGAUCACUAGUCAAACAAGUCAGCACAGAGAAUGACUCUGCCCUUGCUCACCGCUUCCCCCUGCUGGUGGCUCAUAUGGAGAAGUUAAGCCACACGGAGGAGAAUUUGAUGGGUAUGACCAGUUUCCGGGAGGUACUGGAGAAAAUGCUGGUGAUUGUGGUGCUGCCAGUGAGAAAGAGUUUGAGGAAGGAGGUGGAGUUGUUCUCUCCUCACCUGGUCUCCAACACCUGUGGUCUCCUGGCCUCUAUCGUGUCCGAGCUCACAGCCUCUGCCUUGGGCUCUGAGGUUGAUGGGCUGAACUCGCUCCACUCUGUAAAAGCAUCUCCUAACCGCUUCACCAAGACGAGCCAGGGCAGGAGUUGGAACACGGGCAACGGCUCUCCGGACGCCAUCUGUCUGACGGUGGACAAGCCAGGCAUUGUGCUAGUGGGUGUCUGUGUCUAUGGAGGCGGGGGCAUCCACGAGUACGAACUGGAGGUGUUGGCCGAUGAUGCGCAGACAGAACACCCUGGAGACUCAGCACAUUCUCACAGGUGGACGUCUCUUGAGCUGGUCAAGGGCACCUACAGCACUGAUGAUUCUCCUAGUGACAUUGCAGAGAUUCGCCUGGACAAAGCUGUACCACUCAAGGAAGGGGUGAAGUACGCUGUCCGACUGAGGAACUACGGUAGCAGGACUGCUAACGGUGAUGGAGGUAUGACCACAGUGCAGUGCUCUGAUGGAGUGUCCUUCACCUUUAGCACCUGCAGCUUAAGUAGCAACGGGACAAACCAAACCAGAGGACAGAUCCCUCAGAUUCUCUACUACAGGAGUGAGUAUGAUGGGGACCUUCAGUCUCAGCUGCUCAGCAAAGCCAACGAGGAAGACAAGAACUGCAGCAGAGCCCUGUCUGUUGUCAGUGCUGUGGUCAGAGCUGCUAAGGACCUGCUUCACAGGGCAUUUGCUGUUGAUGUGGAUGACAUUCCUGAGUUAUUAAGCUCCUCCAGUCUGUUCUCAAUGCUUCUACCCCUCAUCUUGGCCUACAUUGGUCCAGUAGCAGCAUCUGUGCCGAAGGCUGCUGUUGAGGUCUUUGGACUGGUUCAAGAGUUGCUGCCUGCUGUCUCUGCCCUCAACCAAAAAUAUGCACCACCCACCUUCAAUCCAAAUCAGUCCACAGACAGUACAACUGGCAACCAGCCUGAGCAGGGCCUGUCAGCUUGUACCACUUCAAACCACUACUCAGUAAUCGAAAGUGACCAUCCUUACAAGCAAGCCAGUGUCACACAAUACCGGGUAUCUUUCCCAGAUUGUGUCAGAUGGACCACCAUUGAGUUUGAUCAACAGUGUGGCACUGCCCAGCCAGAGGAUGUCCUCCGUCUGCUCAUCCCCAGCCGAACCCUCCAUCUGUCCAGUCUGGGGAGCAAACCGCUGAUCCAUGACACCAUCAACACCUGGACUGAGCUCAAGAAGUUUUCCGGCUCCACAGGGUGGCCGACAACUGUACUGGUGCUGCCAGGGAAUGAAGUUUUGUUCUCCCUGGAAACUGCCUCUGAUUACGUUAAAGAUGAGAAAGCUUGCUUCUACGGCUUUAAGUGUGUGGCUGUGGGAUAUGAAUUCAACCCAGGUCCAGAUGAGGGAAUUAUACAACUAGAGAAAGAGCUGGCCUACCUGGGCAGUGUGUGUGCUGCUGCUCUGAUGAAGAAAGACCUGGCCCUCCCUAUAGGCAAUGAAUUGGAGGAGGAUCUUGAGAUUCUUGAGGAAGCCUCUCUGCAGGUGUGCAAGGCCCACUCAGGGAUCCUGGGGAAGGGUCUGGCUUUGUCUCACUCUCCCACCAUCCUGGAGGCCCUGGAGGGCAAUCUGCCGCUGCACCUUCAAACCAACGAGCACUCUUUCCUCGAGGACUUCAUCACCUGUGUACAGAACUCGAGCGGGGGUCGUCUAGCCAGGUGGCUGCAGCCAGAUUCUUAUGCAGACCCCCAGAAGACGUCUCUGAUCCUAAACAAAGAUGACAUACGCUGUGGAUGGCCCGCUACCGUGGUCGUUCAGACCAAAGACCAGUAUGGAGAUGUGGUUCAUGUUCCCAACAUGAGGGUGGAAGUCAAGGCAGUACCUGUUUCCCAAAAGAAGUCUAUGCAGCCUGACAAUGUGAAGAAGCUCCAGCGGCUCCCUGGAAGCUCGUCCCCUUCAUCCACGGGCCCUGACCUAACCUUUGGAGGUCUGCCAGUGCCGAAGCUGGAGGCCACAUAUGAGCCCAUGAUUGUCAAAGAGGCUCGAUACAUCGCUAUUACUAUGAUGAAGGCAUAUGAAAACUACUCAUUUGAAGAGCUUCGCUUUGCCUCCCCCACCCCAAAGAGACCCAGUGAGAACAUGUUAAUUCGUGCCAAUACUGAUGGAACUUACAGCGCCAACUGGACUCCAGGAGCAGUAGGCCUCUAUACAAUCCACGUCACCAUUGAUGGCAUUGAAACAGAUGCUGGUUUAGAGGUGGAAGUCAAGGACCCACCCAAAGGCAUGAUUCCACCUGGAACACAGAUGGUUAAACCUAAGGCUGAACCGCAGCCUAGCAAGUCUCCAUCUCCCCUUUGCCUCUCUCAGGUCCGUAAAUUUGUGUCCAAGGACAGCGCAGGCCUGCGUGUGCGUAGUCACCCCUCGCUGCAGAGUGAACAGAUAGGCAUAGUGCAUGUCAAUGGCACCAUCACUUUCAUUGACGAGAUCCACAAUGAUGAUGGUGUGUGGCUCAGGCUGAAUGAUGAAACAGUAAAGAAGUAUGUUCCCAGCAUGAAUGGGUACACUGAAGCCUGGUGCCUCUCUUUUAACCAGCACCUGGGCAGGAGCCUACUGGUCCCAGCCGACAAUGUCUUUAAUGCUAGCCAAGGAGUCAGGGAUAUCGGCUUUUUGUCGUGGACCCCCUUAACUAUAUUUCCACCACAGGAGGUCAGGGGCCAGUUGGAGGAGAACUUAAAGGAGGUGAGCAGCUGUCCUUCCCAAGAGGCCCCCGUUCGGGCGCAGAGCAGGGCAGGGCAGGGCGGCGGCCCGGGGCUUUAUAAGGUAGUGAAGACCGGCCCCUCUGGUCACAACAUCAGAAGCUGCCCAAACCUUAGGGGUAUCCCCAUUGGAAUGUUAGUACUUGGCAACAAGGUCAAGGCCAUAGGCGAGGUGGUGAACUCAGAGGGGACCUGGGUCCAGCUGGAUAAGAACAGCGUUGUGGAGUUCUGUGAGAGUGAUGAAGGAGAGGCUUGGUCAUUGUCCAGAGACCGUGGAGGAAACCAGUACCUACGUAAUGAUGAAGAGCAAACGUUGCUGGAGCAUGGGGCCCAGACCCCGCCACCCAGCCCUUUUUCUGUGCAGGCCUUCAACAGAGCCACAACUUCAAACGGGGCCCAGGGCUUUGACUACGGCAUCUCCAACAACAAAGGUGACCGGUUGAGUGCCAUACUGAAUUCCAUUCAGUCUGGGCCUUUCCUCUCAGCAGCUCCCUCCUCCUCCGUAUUUGAGCAAGCCGCCCAACCUCCCUCCUCCUCUUCCCUUGUCCACAGCCCAUUUGUGUUUGGACAAUCCCCCUCCCAACUGUCUCAGCCACAGCCACAGCUUCUGACUGUAGAUGAUUCAACACGCAGCCUUGCUUCUCGUGAGCGUGUGCACAAAAGCAGUGUGUCCGUGGCUGGGCAUGGCACUGCUCUGUCAUCUCUCGCUCUAAAGCAAAAGGGUGAACGUGGAAAUCUGAUGUCCAGUGGGCGACCAAUGUCCCCAGCUUCCAAACACCGUCAGGAGAAUCGCUUGCCUAAGCAGGAGGGUCGGGGCAGCCGCUCUGAACACAGCAGAACCAAGAUGAAUGAGGCUGGACUCUCAGCCAGCGAAGCCCUCAUCCUGCGGUCAGACACGGCCAAGCUGAGGUCUGACUCUCACAGCCGCUCACACUCGCCCAAUCACAACACUCUGCAGGCUCUGAAGGCAGAUAGUAGGACCUCAGGACAUCGGGCCGAGUCUCCAAAUUCUGGUUCUCGCUCCUCUUCUCCCAAACAAAAAGGCCUGUCCAGCUCUUCAGGCAGGUCUAGUCCUUCCAGCACCUCCUCCCCCCAGCACUCCUCUUCAACCCACCAUGACAAGAACUUCCCUCCGAAAGUUAGUCCAUCCUCCAAAGCCAGGCUGGACCCUCCCCGAGAAAGGUCCAAAUCAGAUUCAUACACUCUGGACCCGGACACGCUUAGAAAGAAGAAAUUACCGCUUACGGAACCAAUUCGGGGACGAUCUACCUCCCCCAAACCAUGUGGGAAAGAUUCAGAUAAAGGUGUCACCAAUAAUGCAGAAAACCGGGUUCCUUCUCCACAUGUAACUCAAGAAAACCUCCACAGUGAAGUAGUUGAGGUUUGCACCUCUAGUGCUCUCCUCACGAACGAGGAUGUCAAUGACGAGAACGUGGAGGUCCGAAACACUGAAGAGGGCUCGUCUAAGGUUCACUUUAGUAUUGGGAAAGCCCCUGUCAAAGAGGAGCUGGAGAGUCGCUCUUCACCUAAAGUCAGCCGCAAAACCUCCAGCCGUCACACCCGCCCUAAAAAGGACAAAUCUGGGCCUCUGUUUAAAGGCGAAAGCACGUCAAGGACUACAGAACCUGCCAAACAGGCUAUGUCACCUUCUGUGGCUGAAUGUGCACGAGCAGUCUUUGCAGCAUUCCUUUGGCAUGAAGGUAUUGUCCAUGAUGCCAUGGCUUGCUCCUCCUUCCUGAAGUUCAAUCCAGACCUAACCAAAGAGCAUGCCCCGAUCCGCAGCUCCCUGGGAGGACAGGGCGCUGAGGAAAAGGAGAGCAAGUUAAAGAACCGUCACUCACUAGAGAUUUCCUCUGCACUGAACAUGUUCAAUAUUGCUCCACAUGGUCCUGACAUCUCCAAAAUGGGAAGCAUCAACAAAAACAAGGUACUGUCCAUGCUGAAGGAACCUCCACUGCCUGAGAAAUGCGAGGAUGGAAAAGAGCUGGUUUCCUAUGACAUGACCUCUCAUCCCUCUAUGAGGGCGAAGUCAAUCUUACCAUUAACUCUGCAGCAUUUGGUGGCGUUCUGGGAGGACAUAUCGAUGGCCACCAUCAAAGCAGCAACUCAGAACAUGAUCUUCCCCAGCCCGGGGUCUAGUGCAAUCCUAAAAAAGAAGGAGCAUGAGAAAGAUAGCAAAAAGGCAAAGAAGGAAAAGAAGAAAAGGGAGAAGGCGGAGGUCCGUCCGAGAGGGAACCUGUUUGGAGAGAUGGCACAGCUCGCCAUGGGGGGACCGGAGAAAGACACCAUCUGCGAGCUGUGUGGGGAGUCCCACCCUUACCCGGUCACCUACCAUAUGAGACAGGCCCACCCAGGCUGUGGACGCUACGCCGGCGGCCAGGGCUACAACAGUAUUGGCCACUUCUGUGGCGGUUGGGCUGGGAACUGUGGUGACGGCGGCAUAGGAGGCAGCACCUGGUACCUAGUCUGUGAUCGUUGUCGAGAGAAAUACCUGAGAGAGAAACAGAGUGCUGCCAGAGAGAAGGUCAAACAGUCGAGGAAGAAGCCUCUGCAAGUGAAGACUCCACGGGCUUUGCCCACCAUGGAGGCCCACCAGGUGAUCCGGGCCAAUGCUUUGUUCCUCCUGUCCCUCAGCAGUGCUGCUGAACCCAGCAUGCUGUGCCACCACCCCCCCAGACCGCUGCACUCCCAGCUGCUCCCCAGUCUCAAGGAAGGAGUGUCGGAUGAACUUCCAAAUAAAAUAGGCUGUCUGUACCUGCAGACGCUAGCAAGGCAACACACAGAAAACUUUGGUGGCUACCAAGACGAUAACCUCUUCCAGGAUGAGAUGAGGUAUUUGCGCUCGACAUCUGUUCCUGCUCCCUACAUUUCAGUCACCCCUGACGCAUGCCCCAAUGUGUUUGAGGAACCAGAGAGUAACAUGAAGUCGAUGCCUCCCAGGCUUUCUUUCAGUCUCGAGACCAGUCCAAUCACAGACAGCGACACAACCAAGCGCACCGUGUUUCAAAGGUCUUACUCAGUCGUCGCCUCCAAGUACGACAAGCAACACUCGCCCUCUCCAGCCCGUGUUAAAGCUGUGCCUCGGCGCAGAGUCCAUAGUGGUGAUGCAGAAGUGGGCUCUUCUCUGUUGAGACACCCGUCUCCAGAGCUGUCCCGGCUGAUCUCAGCCCACGGGUCGCUCAGUAAGGGGGAGAGGAACUUCCAGUGGCCUGUCCUGGCUUUUGUCAUUCAGCACCACGAUCUGGAGGGUCUGGAGGUGGCCAUGAAGCACGCACUGAGGAAGUCCGCUUGCAGGGUGUUUGCCAUGGAGGCGUUCAACUGGCUCCUGUGCAAUGUGAUCCAGACCACCUCUUUGCACGACAUUCUUUGGCAUUUUGUAUCAUCUCUCACUCCAUCACCUUUUGAACCCGAAGAUGAGGAAGACGAUGAAAACAAGGGCAACAAAGAAAAUGUGGAACAGGAAAGAGACCUCGGCGUCUGUGAACACCCUCUGUCAGAUAUCGUCAUUGCAGGGGAGGCCGCUCACCCUCUCCCUCACACCUUCCACCGUCUGUUACAGACUAUCUCUGACCUUAUGAUGUCACUUCCUAGUGGCAGUUCACUCCAGCAGAUGGCACUUAGGUGCUGGAGUCUCAAGUUCAAGCAAUCGGACCACCAGUUCCUCCACCAGAGCAACGUUUUCCAUCACAUUAACAACAUCCUGUCUAAGUCAGACGACGGGGACAGCGAGGAGAGCUUCAACAUUAGUGUGCAGUCAGGCUAUGAGGCAAUGAGCCAGGAUCUGUGUCUGGUGACCUGUCUGAAGGACUUGACCAGUGUAGUGGACAUCAAGACAUCCAGUCGUCCCGCCAUGAUUGGAAGCCUCACAGAUGGCUCCACAGAGACCUUCUGGGAAUCUGGAGAUGAGGACAAGAACAAAACCAAAAGCGUCACCAUCAGCUGUGUGAAAGGCAUAAAUGCCUCCAACGUGUCGGUUCAUGUGGACAACUCCAGAGAUAUUGGGAACAAAGUGACAUCCGUGACCUUCCUCUGUGGUAAAGCAAUAGAAGACCUGUGCAGAAUUAAACAGGUUGACCUUGACUCGCGACACAUGGGUUGGGUGACAAGUGAGCUUCCUGGAGGAGAUCAUCAUGUGAUCAAAGUGGAACUGAAAGGUCCCGAAAACACCCUCCGAGUCCGCCAGGUGAAGGUCCUGGGCUGGAAAGAGGGCGAGAGCAUCAAGAUUCCAGGACAGAUCUCAGCCAGCAUGGCCCAGCAGAAGAACUGUGAGGCCGAGACUCUCAGAGUUUUCCGCCUCAUCACCUCACAGGUCUUUGGAAAAUUAAUCAGUGGAGAUGCAGAACCAACACCAGAACAGGAAGAGAAAAACCUGCUUUCAUCACCAGAGGGAGAAGACAAGGUACCUUCUGAUGCAGACCUUAAAGAGCAUAUGGUUGGCAUUAUUUUCAGCAGAAGCAAACUGACCAACCUGCAGAAACAGGUGUGUGCACACAUUGUCCAGGCCAUUCGUAUGGAGGCGACGCGCGUGAGGGAGGAGUGGGAGCAUGCCAUUUCCAGCAAGGAGAACGCCAACUCGCAGCCCAGCGAUGAUGACGCAUCUUCGGAUGCCUACUGCUUUGAGCUCCUGUCCAUGGUCCUGGCUCUGAGCGGCUCCAACGUGGGCCGACAGUACCUUGCUCAGCAGCUUACACUCUUGCAAGACCUGUUUUCUCUGCUGCACACAGCUUCCCCACGAGUACAGAGACAGGUAACGUCACUGCUUAGACGCGUCCUUCCAGAGGUGACACCUGUGCGGCUUGCCAGCAUCAUCGGGGUGAAGGCUCUGCCACCAGCAGACAUCAGUGACAUCAUCCACUCCACAGAGAAGGGAGACUGGAAUAAGCUCUGCAUCCUUGACAUGUUCCUGGGCUGCAUUGCAAAGGCCCUCACUGUGCAGCUGAAAGCCAAAGGCACCACCAUUUCUGGCACAGCCGGCAUGGCUGCAGGGAAAGGGGUCACCACUGUGACGCUGCCCAUGAUCUUCAACUCCAGCUACAUUCGAAGGGGGGAGAGCCACUGGUGGAUGAAAGGGUCCACUCCUCCUCAGAUUGCAGAGAUCAUCAUAAAGCUGGUUAAAGACAUGGCAGCUGGCCACCUUUCAGAUGCUUGGUCUAGAGUCACCAAAAAUGCAAUAGCUGAAACCAUCAUAGCGCUGACCAAAAUGGAGGAGGAGCAUCGGUCACCUGUUCGCUGUAUCGCUACCACAAGGCUGUGGCUGGCCUUGGCCUCACUGUGUGUGCUAGACCAGGACCAUGUUGACAGGCUGUCCUCUGGCCGCUGGAUGGGUAAAGAUGGCCAGCAGAAGCAGAUGCCCAUGUGUGACAAUCAUGAUGACGGAGAGACAGCAGCCAUCAUUCUGUGCAACAUUUGUGGAAAUCUCUGCACGGACUGUGAUCGCUUCCUCCACCUUCAUAGACGCACACGCUCUCACCAGAGACAGGUUUUCAAGGAGGAGGAGGAGGCCAUUAAGGUGGAUCUGCAUGAAGGAUGUGGGAGGACCAAGCUCUUCUGGCUCAUGGCUCUGGCUGACUCAAAGACUAUGAAGGCUAUGGUGGAGUUCAGGGAGCACACAGGUAAACCAGCGUCCAGCAGCUCAGACGCCUGUAGGUUCUGUGGCACAAGGAAUGGCACAGAGCUGUCGGCAGUGGGCAGCGUUUGUUCAGACGCAGACUGCCAGGAGUAUGCUAAACUGGCCUGUAGCAAGACUCACCCUUGUGGACACCCCUGUGGAGGAGUUAAGAAUGAAGAGACCUGUCUCCCUUGUCUUCAUGGCUGUGACAAGAACACUGGGUGUCUUAAACAGGAUGCAGAUGACAUGUGCAUGAUCUGCUUCACAGAGGCCCUCUCUGCUGCUCCCGCCGUACAGCUGGACUGCACCCACGUGUUUCACCUGCAGUGCACUCGUCGCGUUCUUGAAAACCGCUGGCUUGGGCCCCGCAUCACAUUUGGGUUCAUGCUGUGUCCCAUUUGCAAGAACAAAAUCAAUCACUCCGUUAUCAAGGACCUGCUUGAUCCCAUCAAAGAGCUCUAUGAGGAUGUGAGGAGAAAGGCACUGAUGAGGCUCGAGUACGAGGGUCUGCAUAAAAGCGAGGCCAUAACUACACCAGGAGCACGCUUCCACAACGACCCUGCAGGCUUUGCAAUGAACAGAUAUGCAUACUAUGUGUGCUACAAGUGCAAAAAGGCCUACUUUGGAGGGGAAGCUCGCUGUGACGCAGAGGCAGGACAGGGAGAUGACUACGACCCCAGUGAGCUGAUCUGUGGAGCAUGCUCAGAUGUCUCCAGGGCUCAAAUGUGCUCUAAACAUGGCACAGAUUUCCUCGAGUAUAAAUGUCGGUACUGCUGCUCAGUGGCAGUUUUCUUUUGCUUUGGCACCACACACUUCUGCAACGCCUGCCACGAUGACUUCCAGAGGAUGACCAGUGUCCCCAAAGAAGAACUGCCCCAUUGUCCUGCAGGGCCCAAGGGCAAGCAGCUGGAGGGCACAGAGUGCCCUUUGCAUGUGGUUCACCCACCAACAGGGGAGGAGUUUGCCCUGGGUUGUGGGGUGUGCAGAAAUGCCCACACCUUCUAAGCAAGGAGACUUUUACUGGAAACCAGUUUGUCUACUGUGAUUUACUGGCUGCUGCGGACGCUCAGCCGUGAAAAGCUUGGCUCAUGCAUUGCCAAGCCUCCUGGACACUGGACCAGGGUUGUGCUCUACACGAGACUCUGCAGGUCUGCUCUCCUACCAACGUCAGUACCCGGGAUGUCCUGCAAACUGUGGCUGUGUGAGCUGUACGAGGGGUGGGUUCAGAGUAACCUGAAUGAAAAAAGAACAAUAGAAUUUAAACAAAAAAAAAGAAAAAAAGUAAAUACCUUGUGACGUGUUUGCAUGCGGCCGUUGUACUCCCUCGGCUUCUAUAGACGUUGCACAACUCCCGAUCUCUGAAGUUUAUCAAUACCAGAUUGAAGAUAUGAAAUGAAUUUGCUCAAAGGAUCAGCGUGGGUUUAAAAAAAAGGAACAGGCCGUAUUUUCAGCUUCCUAACUAUAAAAUAUUGUUUUAUGUAAACCUUUUUCGUAAGCUUGUACAGUAUUCUCCGCUGUCAAGUGCAUCAUGGGUUGACAGAGAAAAAAACAGGAGUUGGUGGAUAAGACUGUUAAGAAUAUUAUGUUUGGGAGGAAAAUAGUGUACGAUUUAUCUUAUCUUGUAUAUAAUGAUACUAUUAAAACUAGCUGUAUUCUGAAAUUG